Messenger RNA from Arachis duranensis, 1490 nucleotides. Its product is annotated as F-box protein At4g09920-like. Lineage: Eukaryota; Viridiplantae; Streptophyta; Magnoliopsida; Fabales; Fabaceae. Bases 33 to 1361 code for a protein of 442 amino acids. Gene Ontology annotation, molecular function: protein binding. The record is from RefSeq and is a predicted model, not a curated record. The transcript is spliced from 2 exons.
GAGAACGCAGAAACAGAGAAACCCUAAUCGCCAUGGACAGGAUCAGCGACCUGCCGGAUUGCAUACUGUUACACAUCCUCUCCUUCCUCCCUACCAAAACCGCCUUCCUCACCACCGUCCUCUCUCGCCGCUGGACCCACCUCUGCCACGACCUCCAACACUUCUACUUCGACCAAAACCAAUUUCGAAACCGCAAUACUUGGUCAGAUUUCAGUGCAAAUAAGCGAUUUCUCGCUAUUGUUAAUUGGAUUCUCUCCCGCCACAAAGCGCCGCCAAUUCGAACCUUUCGUCUCACCUGUGACCUAAAUCCAUCCGAUGAAUCCACUCUGGAGUGGUUCAUUAUAAAGGUUUUAGGGCCAAACCUCGAGGAAUUGAACCUGCAACUCUCCUCCAUCCUUUGCUCCGUUUCCAGAGUCGCUAUUCCCAACGGCAUUUUCAGCUGCACUUCCCUCGUGACUCUCCGUUUAAACGGCGUCCACGUAAGAAUCCCUUCGCCUUCUGCCCCGUCGUGCCGUUAUCACUUGCCAUCGCUCAAGACACUGCAAUUGUAUGAUGUCAAAAUCUCUGAUGGUAACUUGGAGGAGAUUCUCUCUCACUGCACUGCUCUUGAGACUCUUAUUCUUGGCUAUGUCCGUCAAUCCUUCGUGAAGGUCCAAUUGAGUAUUUGUUUUCCUUCUUUGAAGAGUUUGCACUUCAAAUCUUAUUUCGGUGAGACUCUUAGAUUGCUUGUUAUAGACACACCAUCUCUUAAACGUCUUGAUAUCCAAGUUGAGUUGUGGUUUCACGAGAUCCGUGUUCGCAACUUGCACAAUGUGGAGGACGCCCGUAUCAACAUUUCUAAGCAAUCCUUUGUGCUUGAGUUUCUUGUGGAGCUUUGCAGGAUAAGGAUUUUGGAGCUGGGUUUAUCAGUGUUUGAUUGUUUGCCUGAGGUUCCUCCGCAUCGUAUUCCAGAGUUUACCUGUUUACGUACGCUAGAGCUUACUGUUAGGUGUUUCGACACCAGAUACAUAAUGAAUAUGCUUCAGAAAUGUCCCAUGCUUAAACUUCUUGCUAUUGUUUUUACCGCUAGACAAUAUCUAAUAACGGAUCCACAUCCGUCACGAAAAUGGGACCACUCAGUGAAGGUUCCUACUUGUCUUGCAUCACAUCUGAAAGUGUUAAAAUCAAGAGAUAUGUUGAAUCCAGAGAUGAUAGAGAUUUUUUCGCCUAUGUUCUUCAACAUGGACUUGUUUUGGAGUCACUUGAUCUUCAGGUGGAUCAUACGAGAGCUAAAGGAUUUCCAGAAGAAUUAUCCCUUUUGCCAAGGAGCUCCAAGGCGUGCCAAAUUAACUUUUGCUAUCUGUACGUAUAAUGGUGGAUGAUACGAGUCAGAUACAGUAUGUUACUAAUUAUGGCUGAAUUUUUCAUAUCUGAAACAAGUUGUACUAGUUUCAGUAGAUUCCCCCGAGUGAUAAAGGAAACUUAAAUUUUGAUGAUUUUUUCUUUUUAUA